GUCGGUGGCCAGCCGUGGAUCGCAACGGUCGUGUCCACGAUGAAAGAAACCGCGUUCACAGUGAAAGUUCGUUAGAGAAAUGCGGCUCGCGAUCGCCUUUCUGUUUGUGGUGACAUGGCCCGGCACGCAGAGCGUCGGGUUCGACUACGCGUCGGCGUGCGCGCGGCCCUACCGCUCCAACCGCGCACGCGCCGCGCCCGCCGCGCCCUGCGACCUCACCAAGUUCAAUUACUGCACCACCCCCGGGAGCAGCUACCCUUGGCAUGCUAUACGACGGUUCGUCAGGGAGAACCAGGGUCUGAUGAAGAGGAUGUAUGGUGAAGAACGACACAUAUCUGUGUUGAAAGCAGAAUUAGAAAACUUCAUAGAAGACGACGAUGAAGACGGUGAAGGCAAAUCGACAGAUUUCGCCGAAGACAUCAUCAAAACCAAAAUGAUGUAUACCAAGAAGAGCCAUGGCCGUGCCAUGAGAAACAAACCACACUUCAGACCAAUCCAAAACAUUGAUAAGAACAAAAAAGGUGAAGAAAACUUAAAAGUGAAACCUCUAGAUCGUCCUACAAAUCAAACUAAAACCAACAACACAGAAAAUAGCAACAAAACUGAAGUAACGAACAAUGAAACACUUAAUGAAGAUAAAGGCAUCACUUACAAAACUAAGUUAGAAAGUAUCGCCAAUAUUGAAAUAAACAAUUUAGAUCCUGACGUGAUAACUUUAGAAGCUGUCAUAAAACAGAGCUUAGAAACUAACAGUAUCUAUCCCAACCCUUCAGAAUCCCCAAAGAGUAAUCUUUCAGCGGGGAAUGUAAGAAAUACAACAAUAGCAGAUAGAAAUGUGACUGCAACAACUGAAAACUUGCUUAAUUCUACAGAAACAACGACUACAGACGUCCUAUAUGACGAUACGACUACAGAGUCUACUAAAGAUGGAUGGAGACCUAUGGUCAGUGAUACGUCGACAUUACCACCAACGCUAUUAUUCUCCGAGCAUGAAAAAGUGAAGAAUGUGAACCCCGAUACUAAGGUUAAUGAGGAGAAGAUUGAAUUCCACCCGAAACCAGUCCAACAUCAGGAAGCUAUGCGGCCUUCCGUCAUCAAGCUACGAGGAGCGAACGCGUGUGAGACUAAAGAGGAGAUGGCGGCGCCGUUCUGGGCGAACAGCACGAGGGGCGAAGUCCUGGCGCUGCUGAACAUGUACCCCUUCGAGCAGUACAUACACCUGGAGACCUGCGUGCACGAGCGGAAGCAGAUGUACUGCAGGGAAGGCUGCAGAUGCGAGCAGCAAUACCGUCUCCACCGCCUGCUAGCGUACGACCCUCGCAACGAAUGCCGCGGCAUCUUUGCUGACUGGUUCAAGUUCCCAGCCUGCUGCGUCUGCAAGUGCUACGACGUUCCUCUGGAAUUCCGCGCGCGUUCCCCCAGGAUCCUCCACCCACAGUACGAUGAGGAAGUCAAGAGGGUCAUCUAUGAGGAUGUCGCCAGAGACUGGUACUCGUCAGCGUAUGAUGAUGAGGAAGAAGACUUGUUUUGAUAUUCUACAAUGAUGUGCCAAAAAUAAACAUUGAUUAAAAAAAGAAACAUGAAGAAAAAUGUUGAUGGGAAUUAUUGAUUGAGAAAUGGCAUUUAUUUGUAUCAAAACCCACCUGGUUAUUAGUGUUUAGAUUAAUUAUAAAAAAAUAUUAAUUAUUAUAAUAAUAAUUGAAUUAAUGAAUUGCAUUGUUUUGCUGUUGUACACACAAUAACUGUACUCUUAAGUA
Messenger RNA from Pectinophora gossypiella (pink bollworm), 1757 nucleotides. RefSeq names its product protein spaetzle 4 (gene spz4). The record is from RefSeq and is a predicted model, not a curated record. Lineage: Eukaryota; Metazoa; Arthropoda; Insecta; Lepidoptera; Gelechiidae. The coding region runs from base 80 to 1531 and encodes 483 amino acids. The transcript has 6 exons. Gene Ontology annotation, biological process: innate immune response; regulation of Toll signaling pathway; central nervous system formation. Gene Ontology annotation, molecular function: Toll binding; growth factor activity. Gene Ontology annotation, cellular component: extracellular region.